Messenger RNA from Eriocheir sinensis (Chinese mitten crab), 3938 nucleotides. It is a transcript of the gene Rab39, whose product is annotated as ras-related protein Rab-39B-like. Gene Ontology annotation, cellular component: Golgi membrane. The record is from RefSeq and is a predicted model, not a curated record. The coding region runs from base 66 to 800 and encodes 244 amino acids. The transcript is spliced from 5 exons. NCBI's taxonomy places the organism in Eukaryota, Metazoa, Arthropoda, Malacostraca, Decapoda, Varunidae. Gene Ontology annotation, molecular function: GTP binding; GTPase activity.
GCCGUCAAAAAAAUACUGUAACGGAGAUUAAAGGUAAAAGACGUAGCCGCGGCCCCGUUACUGGAAUGUUUAGUGUUUACAGUCAGCUGACGGGCCCGAACCCUGGCCCUCCACCCGCCGCCCCGCCGCCCCCCGCCGCCACGCACUCCGCCAUGGUGGAGCCGAUAUUCGACUACCAGUUCCGGUUAAUACUCAUAGGCGACUCCACGGUGGGCAAGAGUUCGCUGCUCAAGUAUUUCACGGACGGGAAGUUCUUUGAGAUCUCUGACCCCACCGUUGGUGUGGACUUCUUCGCGCGGCUCAUCGAGGUGACGGACGGCACUCGGAUAAAACUGCAGCUCUGGGACACAGCCGGGCAGGAAAGGUUCAGGUCCAUCACACGCACGUACUACCGCAACUCCGUGGGGGCGCUGGUGGUGUUUGACGUCUGCAACAAGAAGUCUCUGGAGCAUGUCCCGAUGUGGAUCAUGGAGGCCAAGCGGCACAUUGAACCCCACAAGGCGGUCUUCAUCCUAGUAGGGACCAAGAUUGACAUGGAGGAUGAGCGGGAGGUGAGGCGGGAAGAUGCAGCAGCACUGGCCAAGUUCUACAACAUUAGUUAUAUUGAGACCAGCUCUAUGCGCGGCAUCAAUGUGGAGGAGGCUUUCCGUACCAUCACACAAGAAGUCUAUGACAAGAUUCAGUCCGGGGAGUUCAGAGUGGAGGAGGGCUGGGACGGCAUCAAGACCGGCUUCUCCCGCCCCAACCACUCGUACCCCCUGAUGGAGGCCGAGCCCGAGAAGUCUGGCUUCUGCUGCUAAGGAAACAGUGGAUGCAUUUGUGUGUGUGCGUGUUGACUCUGGUGUAUAGUUUAUAUGGAGGGAAUGGUUUGUUGCCGCAGGGUAGGGAGGGAGGGAGGGAGGCAGAGGCAGGCGUUGGCAGGCUGUUGUGUUAGUCUUUCACCAGAUGAAUUUGCAAAAUACCAAAGGAACUUUCCUCUAGUCCUGUCCAAUCCUAUGCUACAAAUGUGAUUUUUGUGGACUGUUUUGUUCAGACCACCAAUAAUAUUGUUGGAGACUAAUUAAGAGUUUAUACUAAUUUUUAUGCUAAGUAAAGCACUUCUGUCAUUUUAAAAGGGUUUGUUUUAUAGGUUUGCAGUGGCAUGUUUUUUUCCUAGCACAGACUGGAAGCUGUUUGCUGAUGCUUGAACAGGUUUUCAAAUUUGCCUCUUUGCUUUUUUAUGUAUAUAAUGUAAAUGUAUUUAUAUACAUAUUAUAUAUAUUUAUACAUAUCUAAAUAAUACUCUUAAGAUGUCUUUGAAAUAUGUAAUACAAAUGAACCUAUUUUUGCAUGUCUUUAUAUUAUGUUAUAUUUUCAGAGCAGCAUCUUUAAUUGAGUACGGUACAUCUUUGACACAAGACUUUUAACGUGUGCAUAUAACUGUUCUCCAAGUGUGCUUCUUGACAUUAAGUACACUAGAAAAUGUUAGCUCUCCAUGCUGACUAAGUAAUGGAUUUUGGAGGACUCGUUUGCAGUCCUAUUUCUCAGAGCCAGACACAAAUGGGCAAAGGGACACACACACACACACACACACACACACACACACACACACACACACACACACACACACACACACAUACCAACACACACACACAUACCAACACACACACACAUACCAACACACACACACACACACUCCAUGGUGCAACUGGUUAGAGCACUGUACUGCUAGGCUUCACAGCCUGACAGGGCGGCGGUUCAAGCCCGCUUAGGCCAGAUUCUUUCCGUUGACUAGGAGUGGUUACUGUCCUGCCUUGAGCAAAUGGGAUGGGGUGUGUGGUGUGUGAGGUCCUGGCAGUACCCAGAGAUCGACGAUAAAGAGCACUUGCUUAUGUCGGGAGGGUAUCUGCUGGUGAUUACCAGUCCAACACGUGAUCAGGCUGUGGUGAAAAUACACACACACACACACACACACACACACACACACACACACACACACACACACACACACACACACACACUCCAAAGUCCUAAACCAAGGCCAGAAAGACUUACUGGGUGUCUCCUUAUUCAUAGUUGUGGCUGCUAUUCACUGGCAGAGAAUAGGUGCUGAUGCAAGUCAAGGGGCACUGAUCUCACUCAGGAGGGGUUGAUGAGGGUUCCUACUCUUAUUUGAUUGGAUUGGAUGAUAAAUAAUGGUAAGAGGCAGAAAAUUUGCAGUAAAGGCACAAGGUUCAUUCCUACUUACAACACACACACACACACACACACACACACACACACACACACACACACUCACACACACAGGCUGGAUAAAUGUAGAUAUGGAGACAGUACUAUUAGAGCUUAGAUGUUAGUACUGCUCAGGCCCGGUAGACUACAAGUAGGUAAAUACACUCACACACACACACACACACACACACACACACACACACACACACACACACACACACACACACACACACACACCUGCCUAUGCAAGCCCAUGCUAUUCUGUAUGUGAGCAUGUGCUCACAUGAAUAUUUUAUGAAGUUUACAAUGACAGGAAUAUUGAAAUGAUUAUCCUGAACCAUUUAAGGAGGGCACAAAAAAUUAUGUUGUAUGGUUAACUUUAUAUGGUGUUUUUACGGAUAUUUUUAAUACUUAGAUACAUUUUGUGGCUCUGUACGUAAAGAGAGUAAUGUAGCUGCAACGAGCUGUGUUUUUAUUUUGUUACUGUGUUCGGCGAUGUAAAUAGAUGACGUAAAGGUGCGAUGCCUGUAGCGUUGCUUGAGAGGAUUGUGUAGGACGCCUGCUCUGCCCUGUAGCACACUUUGUUGUGUAGAGUCCCAGAAGCAGUGGGCCCGUGGUUGUGUAGAUCCCCGUCCCUAGCAGCUUACUAUUCCAAUGUCCCCAAAACUGUCCCCCUUGGUGAGUCUGUUUUGAUACCUUCAUAUUUGUUAUGUCCAGCUAAAUCACUCCCACCCAUCACUGCAUGCCAUGGUAUCGGCCUACCCACAGCACCUUUCACAACCUACUUUCUUCUACCUCAUGUAUGACUAUCACUGUACAUAAACUCUUUAUCUACUCUUUUAUCUUACUCAUUAUCCUUUUAUAUUAUCAUCUCGGACAUCUACCUUAAAUUAUAUUCAUAUUCCUUUCUGGUUCACCCUUCCAAGUGACGGACUGACCAUCAGUAGUAGUGAUUAUUUGCUAUUCCAUGCGGACUGUUUCAAUUAGUUGUCAGUAAAAAAAAAAUGAAAACUGAUAAAUUGAGCUGAAAUUUGAAAUGAAUUGUCAAAAAUAAAUUGAUAAAGUUUUGGUAUUUAGUAUUGAUAUUUCAGCUUAAUUUUGUAGUCUAGAUUUUUUCUGGUGAGAGUUCUGAAUGGAACAAUCCGUAUGAACUGGUAAAUAACCCAAGCACAGGCCUCUUUCUGCUGUUUCAGUGCCCAUCCUUUCAAGGGAGUAGCCUCCAGUAGAGGCUCAUUACUCCUCCCCUAAUGCCCCUUUCCUCACACCAUUGACACUGCAUCUUCCCAUUGUAAGAUUUGGUUUGGGUUAAGUGUUUGACCUUGUUAAUUUUAUUCUGAGAAGUUGCUCACUGGUUUUGUAUGUUAAGGAGUCAGCUUCAGUAGCAGAGAUGAUUUUAGGGAAUGAGUUCAGCAGCAGAGAAGUGCUGCUGAUGGAGUCCUACAGAGGUUGACCAUUGAUCCAGCUUUGUAUAUAAUUAACUUAAGGUUUCAUAAUCCUUGCUUGAUGUACUGAGUGAGAUCUUUUUUAGCCAACAGGUUUUACACUCUGUAAAUGUAGUAAAUAUUUUGUAUGCCACCUUCCCUGAGCCCGGUGAUGUCAGGCAUGUGCUGACUAGUGUUCCUUCACCCCACCCACCCACCAGCACAGUGCCACUGUAUGCAAGUUUAGUCUAACCCAGAAUUUGAUACAAGGAUGUGAUUCUAACAAUAAAAUAACAAAACUUUCAA